AGGAAGACGUUGGUUGGAUGUUGGGCGGGGUCUGAGGAAACGGUGAGAGUGAAGGAGAGAAAAGAGAAAAAUCUCCCGAUCCCUCUGCUGCCGCGCGCACGGGGAGAGGAGACGGUCAGAGACACGGACACAGAGACAGCCAGGCAAGCAGGAGAACAGACGGAGCCGGAGGAGACGCACGGACAGCCGGGGAGGAUGGCCCGGCGGAGCGGCCGUUGGUAGCGCUCUGUUGGCGCGGACGGAGCUCCAGGAUGAGCGUAGCGCUGCAGGACCUGCGGAACACCAUGUCCAGCUACAAACGAGCUACAUUAGAAGAGGAGGAAGUGCCUGACACUCCAGCUGAGGCAGCCUCAUCUCCUGACAGAGUGGAGGCGGGUUUCAGGAAGGGGGGUGUGGACAUUCUGGGGAGAAGGACUCAGCUGGAGGUCCUGCUUUCAGUCUUUCUGCUGGCUGCUGUACUGGCCCUGCUGGCCUGCCUGCUGGUUCUGGGACUGGGACUCAGCUCAGACAGCGGGCAUGGCCUGUGCCUGUCAGAGUCUUGCAUCAUGGUGGCCAGUCAGAUGGUGGAGGCGAUGGACCGCAGCGCCAACCCCUGCCAUGACUUCUACCAGUUUGCCUGCGGAGGCUGGAUGAGAAAGAACCCGCUGCCUGACGGACGCUCGCGCUGGUCCACUUUCAACAGCAUCUGGGAACAGAACCAGGCGCUGCUCAAACACCUACUGGAGAACGGGACUUUUAACGGCACCAGUGAGGCAGAGAAGAAGACCCAGUCCUACUACCUGUCCUGUCUCAACACGCAGAGGAUCGAAGAGCUGGGAGCUCAGCCUCUCAUAGACCUCAUCACCAAGAUCGGGGGCUGGAACCUGACGGGUCCCUGGGAGAAGAACAACUUCAUGGAGGUCCUGAAGGUGGUUUCUGGUCCGUACAGAGCUCAGCCUUUCUUCAGCGUCGGAGUCAGUGCUGAUCCCAAAAACUCCAACAGCAACGUCAUCCAGGUGGACCAAUCAGGACUCUUCCUGCCGUCCAGGGACUAUUACCUCAACAAGACGGCCAAUGAGAAGGUGCUGGCAGCGUACCUAGACUACAUGGUGGAGCUGGGGAUGCUGCUGGGGGGAGAGAGGAGCUCCACGCAGUUUCAGAUGCAGCAGAUUCUGGAGUUUGAGUCAGAGCUCGCUAACAUUACUGUCCCACAGGACCAACGUCGCGAUGAGGAGAAGAUCUACCACAAGGUCACCAUCGCUGAGCUACAGAUGCUGGCUCCGGUGGUGGACUGGAUGGACUACCUGUCAUCCUCCCUGUCCUCUCUGGAACUGAAUGACACUGAACCUGUUGUCCUGUAUGCCAGAGAGUACCUGCAGCAGGUGUCUGACCUCAUCAACAAGACGAACCGCAAUCUGCUGAAUAACUACAUGAUGUGGACGCUGGUUCAGAAGACUGUGGCCAGUUUGGAUCAACGCUUUGAGAACGCUCAGGACAAACUGGUGGAGAGUCUCUAUGGGACCAAGAAGCAGUCCUGUACCCCACGCUGGCAGACCUGCAUUGGGAACACUGAUGACACUCUGGGCUUUGCCCUGGGCGCGCUCUUUGUUAAGGCGACCUUCGACAAACACAGCAAAGAGAUCGCUGAGGUGAUGAUCAAUGAGAUCCGCUCAGCGUUUAAAAAAGCACUGGACCAACUUGGCUGGAUGGAUGACCAGACGAGACGAGCUGCAAAAGAGAAGGCAGAUGCAAUUUACGAUAUGAUUGGAUUCCCAGAAUUCAUCCUGGACCCCAAAGAGCUGGACGACGUUUACGAUGGGUAUGAAGUGUCCGAUGACAGCUUCUUCCAGAACAUGUUGAACUUCUACAACUUCUCAGCCCGAGUGAUGGCCGACCAGCUGAGGAAGACUCCCAACAAAGACCAGUGGAGUAUGACUCCUCCUACAGUUAAUGCCUACUACAUGCCCACUAAGAACAGCAUCGUCUUCCCUGCUGGGAUCCUACAAGCUCCUUUCUACACCCAUGACCACCCUAAGGCAUUGAACUUUGGCGGGAUUGGGGUAGUGAUGGGUCACGAGCUCACUCAUGCCUUUGAUGAUCAAGGUCGUGAGUACGACAAAGAAGGUAACUUGAGGCCAUGGUGGCAGAACUCAUCUGUGGAGGCAUUUCAUCAGAGGACAGAAUGUAUGGUGGAGCAGUACAGUAGCUACACCAUCAACGGAGAACACGUCAACGGAAAACAGACGCUUGGUGAAAACAUUGCCGACAACGGAGGACUGAAAGCUGCAUAUCAUGCCUAUCAGUCGUGGAUCCAGAGGAACGGAGAAGAGAAGAGACUUCCUGCUGUCAAUCUGACCAAUGACCAGCUUUUCUUCUUGGGUUUUGCUCAGGUGUGGUGUUCUGUUCGAACACCAGAGAGCGCACAUGAGGGCCUUGUGACAGACUCCCACAGCCCACCCAGAUACAGGGUCAUCGGCACACUUGCUAAUUCUCCGGACUUCAGCCACCACUUCAAUUGUCCUGUAGGGACACCCAUGAACACCGGGAAGCGCUGUGAGGUCUGGUAGACAGACUGAAAUGGACCAGGUCUUGGAGGUGGACGGGGAGUAGUUGGUUCAGUCUGUUAGUUAGGAAACAUCUGUUAUUUUGCAAGAAAUAUUAUGAACAGGUGAGUUUCUUAAUUGACAGCCUGGUUAGUGUCUUAAUUAGAGGAGCUAAUUAUUGGCAGUUUGUUAGAGGCAUUGCAGGUCUAAUCUUUAGUUUCAUACAGUUAAUAAUGAUCUGUUCAGUAGAGACGAUCAGACUGACUUCCUGUCUGGAAACUAAAAGGACUUGGUGGACUUUAUACAGAGACAUGAAAGCCUGAAUGUGAUGAUGAAGCUACGUCGGAUGAGGUUACUGAUUCUGCUUUAUCUGCUUAUGAUUAUGAUUAUUAUUAAUUUGCUGCCGUGUGUGUGUUGUAUGAAAGAGCUCUGAUGGCAUCACUGUGAUGACCUCAUACCAAGCUGAACUGUUACAUCACAAGUCAUGGAUGUGUGUUCAUAAUGGUCACUCUGGACUAAGCUGCUAGUCCAGCAUUUAAUCCAGAGUUAGCCCUGAUCAGUAUUGUCUGACCACAUCAUAGUCCUGGACCUCGAUCAACCACCUAGUCUGGAAAUUGGAAUGUUGGAAAUAUAAUUUAUUAUGAGAUUGUUGGAAAUACAAAAUGAUUAAAUGACAGGAAGUCUG
Messenger RNA from Monopterus albus (swamp eel), 3207 nucleotides. It is a transcript of the gene ece2b, whose product is annotated as endothelin converting enzyme 2b. Gene Ontology annotation, molecular function: metalloendopeptidase activity. Gene Ontology annotation, biological process: protein processing. The coding region runs from base 252 to 2546 and encodes 764 amino acids. Gene Ontology annotation, cellular component: plasma membrane. The transcript has 20 exons. NCBI's taxonomy places the organism in Eukaryota, Metazoa, Chordata, Actinopteri, Synbranchiformes, Synbranchidae. The record is from RefSeq and is a predicted model, not a curated record.